AUGGAUGAACUAGCCAUUGCGGCCAAAGCACGGCACAGAGUAUCAAAGGCACCGAAGGCGAUCGUGCCAGAAACCGCGUUACAGCAGCAACUUCAGAUGAACCCUUACGCCCGCGCUCUAGCUACAGACGUCAGGCAGUGUCAGAUCACGGGAGCUCGACUACCUCGUCAUUUCCUUUUGCCCGUAACUACACGACUGCUUCCGCUGAGUGGCGAUGAGGACUCAGCGAAACGCACGCCAAAAGCAACUCUUGACAUUGGCGUUGAGAUUGAUCGCAGCUUUGACGAUCAGACGAAGUGGCGUGGUCACACUUACCUUCUCGCUCGUCAGUCUGUGCUGCAUGAUCUUAAGCGGAAGAAGAAGUGGCCCCAGCUGAGCACCGAGCGAACGCACCGUUGGCUGGCUUCCAAGCUGGGCGUCCAAGCACAUGCAAUUGAUGCGCGGAAGCACUACGCGUGGGACGAGCGAGCGCCAGAAUUCACUUUUGACAAGCUUCGAUCCAGAGUGUUCAGUUUGCUUGAUGCCUUGCUUGUCCAGCAUCCGGACCUUGUCAUACCUGUUCCGCAUCAAAUGAUCGGUAACGAUCCUUCGCGCGAAGAGUGGUCGUGCUUAAUCGCACUGCAGGCAGGUCCCACCUUGACUAACACAACGAUUCCGAUCUUUGACGGCCAUGACAUCCUUGACCCAGAUGCGGUGCCGGAAACAUGCCAGCAAGUGCCUCAGCUGGCAGGAGCACGAUAUGUGGCUGUCAAAAAGCACGCGAAGACGGUCAGGCUACAGCUUGCACUCUUGAAACUGGAAGGCUACCUCAGAAACCAGCAACAGCCUGGUUGA
This is a messenger RNA of Baudoinia panamericana UAMH 10762, 834 nucleotides long. RefSeq lists its product as uncharacterized. Bases 1 to 834 code for a protein of 277 amino acids. The transcript has 2 exons. The record is from RefSeq and is a predicted model, not a curated record. Lineage: Eukaryota; Fungi; Ascomycota; Dothideomycetes; Mycosphaerellales; Teratosphaeriaceae.